Molecule: messenger RNA, 8317 nt
Organism: Megalobrama amblycephala (Wuchang bream)
Lineage: Eukaryota; Metazoa; Chordata; Actinopteri; Cypriniformes; Xenocyprididae
Gene: cngb1a
Product: cyclic nucleotide gated channel subunit beta 1a
Exons: 38
Coding region: 582-4340 (1252 amino acids)
Biological process (GO): retina homeostasis; monoatomic cation transmembrane transport
Cellular component (GO): photoreceptor outer segment; intracellular cyclic nucleotide activated cation channel complex; plasma membrane
Molecular function (GO): cGMP binding; protein-containing complex binding; intracellularly cGMP-activated cation channel activity
Source: RefSeq, a predicted model, not a curated record
CUCCCUCAGCUGGACUGAGUGGCAAAAGAACCUGCUGCGUGACUGGAUUUAAUAGAGGAAACUGCAAAAACGCAGGUCAUUUGUCACAACGAGCGAGACUGGUUGACAUGGAGCAUGCUAAAUCUCGAACCUCCGGGAAUCACCCGUUUGAAGAAAAGAGGAGAGUCUGCUGGCAAAAAGAAGACGAAAAAGAAGAAGAGCUUGUAAUAAAAUGAGAAUCAACAUUGGCUUGGCUUUUCGGAGAUGGCAAGAACUGAGGGAUUUUGAAAAGCAGCUUGGAGAUGGCGUUUAUUACUCAACAGAUGAGUAAGAUUGGCUACUAUUUGAGGGGUUUUGGCGCUGGAUUCUGACUCUACUCUUUGUCCCGGACCCCUCUGUUGUCCUAUUCGGGCUGAGCUCCAAGAAGGAUUCUGUGAAGCUAAUGAGGACCAAGUCCAGGUCCUCCCUGUCCAUCCCUCCCAGAGAAAGCCUAAUCCCGUUAGCUGUGCUUUCUCACGGAUAAUCCCUCCACUUCCCCACCUGCCCGUCCUUGAGCCCUCAGCCUCUCUCUGGGAUGACUGUCUUCUGCUGAACACUUCAGCAUGUUUAGCUGGGUGAUAAAAGUUGUUCCCCAGCCUCCAGCAGCUCCUGGAAAACUGGGAGAGGAGGAUCAGACCAAUGCGUCCACAGCAGCAGAAGUGACGAAAAAAGAGGACGUACAACAAGAUGCCAACCCUUCCAAGUCAAAGGAGGAGGUCUCAGAGGAAAACAGCUCUCAGAAUGGAGUUUUGAGUUGGCUUUCUCAUGGGUUCAACAGUGCUCUCCCUCAGCCAGUGAAUGCCUCUAAACUGGGCAACUCUGAAAUUAAGCAAGAGGAGAAUGCAGUGAGCAACAGGGCUGGAAUGAUAGGAUGGAUUGUGCAGGGACUGGGAAAAGUGGUUCCACAGCCAGAUGAGAAAUACAAGGGUCACACAGAGCCAGAGGAGGUCACUGAGGUGCAAGAGAUCAAAGACAUUCGUGAUGCUGAGCCGCUGCCUCAUAUUCCUGUGGUGGAGGUUGUGUCUGAUGAGGAGCCAGACGCUGCUAACGUUCCCUUCUCUCCCAGGGUAAUAGAAUGGAUUAAGAAUGGUUUUGAGAAGGUAGUCCCUCAGUCUCCAAUCAGUCUUCGUCCUCCUGGUACGGAAACACUUGUCCAGAGGGCUGCUUCUGCUCCUGUGACACCCUGCAAACAAGAGCCAGCACCUGAACCAACACCUGCUCCUGCACCUCCGCCUGCACCUGCACCAGCUCCAGCACCAGCACCUCCACCUCCACCUGCAGCCCCGCCUGCACCUGCACCUACACCUGCAUCAGAACCUGCACCUGCAGCUCCUGAGCAGCCUAAAGUAGUUGAGGAUUCCAAAGGCACGAAUAUGGUUGGCUGGAUUGUACAGGGGCUUGGACGCAUGAUGCCACAACCAGUACUGAAACCAAAAGAGGACAGCUCUGAUAUCGUUCAAAACGUCUGCAUCCUGCAGGACCCAUGUGAUAUGGUGCUGGAGGAGGUGGACUCAGACUUGGAGGCCCAGGAGAGGGAGCAGGAGCAGGAGCAGCAGGAUAGCUCCUUGCUGCAGGUGAUACCCAACAUCCUGCCACACGUGCUGGCCAUGCAGGAGCAGGAGGACGCGGAGACACAGACUGAACGCUGGACGCCUCUUAUUGAGAGCAUCAAGAAGGAAGCGGAGGAAACAGCCAUAGCAAACAUAGAGGAGAGACUGGAGCAGGAACGCGUGGAGGCAGCUCGCAUGGCGGAGGAUCUGGCCCGACAGGCUGCAGAAUUGGCCGUCAGACAGCUGGAGGAAGAACACACCUCUCAUAUCAUCAUUGAUACGAAAAACGAAGAACCAGACAAUGAUGAUCAACUGCCAAAUAUCCAGGAGGAAGAGAAUGAAGAAGACCCAGAGUUACAGCCGUUCCAUGAAGAGAGUGAGGAGGAGAAUGAGGAUAGUAAGAUCACAGAGAGCCUGGUGGACAUCUGCCCGGCGGAGCCGUCACCGCACGAGUCUGAGGUUUCAGAUCACCCACCCCAAAGUCCACCGCCUGUGACCACUCAGCCUGAGCGCUCCACAUCUUUACCUCCUGAUGCUAACCAGGAAGAGGAACUUCCAGAAGAAGAAUGUGGAGAAAGCAGCCAUGUGAAGACCGUUCCCAAAAUCAUCGUUGCACCAGAGUCAGACUCGAUGACCCUCACUGUUCCAAAUCUGAUGGCCCCCAGUAGAAUGCAGACAGCUCCUGGCGAGGAAGUUGAGGAUCCACACAUGACUGAUCUACUCAGUGUGGGCGAAGGCCUUGAGCGUCCCAUGUCUGCGGCCAGUCAAACAAGUAUAGUGAAUGAGCGACUGCAGGAGCUAGUCAAGCUGUUUAAGGGGCGAACAGAACGUGUAAGAGAGAAACUGACUGAUCCAGAUGAUUCUGAUGAGGAAAGCCCUUCGGCAUCUCCAGCCAAAAAGCCUGCCGAAGCCCCGCCUCCUCCACCACCUCCACCAGAGGAAAAGAAAGACGCUGAAGAGGCAGCUGAAGAGGAGGAGAAAAUCUAUGAGUUUAUGGGAUACAAGUUCCCAGUUCCUCAGUUGAAAAUGCCCGAGAUUCCUGAUUGGCUGAGAGCUAUACUGGAGUACCGUUUCCCGUCCAGCAUUGAUCCCUACACAGAUUUGACCUACGUGGUGUGGCUGUUCUUUGUGACACUUGCGUGGAACUGGAAUGUUUGGCUGAUCCCCGUGCGCUGCACUUUCCCGUAUCAGACCCCUGAGAACGUUCACUGGUGGCUGCUGAUGGACUACCUCUGUGACACCAUUUACAUUCUUGACAUCGUGAUCUUUCAGCCCAGACUGCAGUUUGUGAGAGGAGGAGACGUUGUGUGUGACAAAAAAGACAUGAGAGAGAACUACUUGCAAACAGAGCGAUUUAAGAUGGAUGUGAUCAGUCUCUUUCCACUGGAUGUCCUGUACGUCUUCACAGGUGUCAAAUCACUCUGGCGGUUUCCUCGCCUUCUAAAGUACAAUGCAUUCUUUGAGUUUAAUGAUCGUCUGGAGGCUGUGAUGAGCAAAGCAUACAUUUACAGGGUGAUCCGGACGAGUGCGUACUUGCUGUACUCUCUGCACUGUAAUGCCUGUAUUUUCUAUUGGGGUUCUGACUAUGAAGGACUGGGUUCUACUAAAUGGGUCUAUAAUGGCAAAGGAAACAGUUAUAUUCGCUGCUACUACUUUGCUGUGAAGACUCUGAUCACCAUCGGAGGUUUGCCUGAUCCCACCACUGUCUUUGAAAUCGUCUUCCAACUGGUCAACUACUUCGUGGGAGUCUUUGCUUUCUCCAUCAUGAUCGGUCAGAUGAGAGACGUAGUUGGAGCCGCCACAGCAGGUGAGGCCUACUACAGACACUGUGUGGACAGCACCGUCAAAUACAUGACCUCCUACAAGAUCCCCCGUGAGGUCCAGAACCGAGUGAAGACCUGGUACGACUACACCUGGAAGUCGCAAGGCAUGCUGGAUGAACAGGAGUUACUUGUACAGCUACCAGAUAAGAUGCGUCUGGACAUCGCAGCAGACGUAAACUACAGCAUUGUCAGUAAAGUGGCGCUCUUUCAGGGAUGUGACAGACAGAUGAUAUUUGACAUGCUCAACAGGCUGAAAUCUGUGGUGUACCUUCCAGGAGACUCUGUUUGUAAAAAAGGUGAGAUCGGCCGAGAGAUGUACAUCAUCAAAGCUGGAGAGGUGCAGGUGGUUGGAGGGCCUGAUGGGAAGACGGUGUUUGUGACUCUUAGAGCUGGUUCUGUGUUUGGCGAAAUUAGUUUGCUGGCAGGUGGUGGUGGAAACCGACGAACAGCUAACGUAAAGGCCCAUGGUUUUGCUAACCUCUUCAUCUUGGAUAAGAAGGACCUGGCAGACAUCUUAGUGCACUACCCCGAGUCCCAGAAGCUACUGCGCAAGAAGGCCAAGAAAAUGUUGACCAAAGAUAAGAAGCCAGAUGAGAAGGUUAAAGAGACGGGUGAGGUCAUCACGGAGCGGCCAGAGACACCCAAACUCUUCAAGGCUGCCCUGGAGGUUGCUUCAGGACAAACGUUUGCCAAGCUGAAGGAGGCAUAUAAGGGAGCAACUCUAGAGCCGUCGACCUCCAGAGGUCCAGUGCCCCCUCCCUCCCCCGUGCACCGCCGUUCACCCAUUCCCCGGCCUCGUGUACCAGAUGAAGAUGACAUGGUAUCAGAGACCACUGACAGCACCAUGGUCAUCCGCAUGACUCCCCGCAUUGAGGGAGAGGAGAUCCUUUCCGUGGAGGUCGGUCCUGGAGAGGGGGUGGAAGUUGAGGAGGAAGAGCCGAAAACUUAAUGUCUUAGUGAGAGAAAGGAAGAGGGCAAGGACAGAGCAGAGUAGGGAUAGAAAGCCUGAAGAAAAGCCCAUUGCAUAAAACCCUUGUCAUGCUUUCUAUAUUAGUGUGUUGGUGAAAUUCCUACACAUGCUUUUCAGCCAGGUCAUGCCAAACAUGUUUUCAAGACUCUUGUAGAACCCUUUUGGAGAACCUCUAGGUACCUAUUCAAAAAGGACAGUUCCCUAAGGAACCCAUAACUCAACAAGAACUCUAAGGGCUGUCAAUGGUUCUUCUAGUAACCUCAUCAUAAGACAUUUUUGAGGCAUAUUGGCAGUGAUACACGAUAUCUGAAGCACUUCCAUUUGCAUAGAGGUUCUCGAGAGGUGAAAAAUAUAAAAUUUUUACAACCACACUGCUGUCAAAAUAAUAUUAUAUGAAGGUGAAUUGCAUCUGGGGAGUAUUCCAGAAAGACGGGUAAACUUACUGUCAUUAAAACCCUAAACUCUUUGUUGAUUAAUCCUUACUCAGUAAUCGGUUCCAGGAGUAAGUUCAGUCAAAUCAAAGUAUGUUCACUGUAAACACACAAAAACAUUUUCAACAGGAGUCACCAAGGAAAUGGACGCUUAAAGAAGCACUCUUUAUGCUGCUUUCACACCAUGUCGUACUAACCGUAAGCUCGAAAUGACAACACGUGAUGUUCUAUUCAGAGCUGUUCACGUCCUCAGACUAUGAAUUAUGUGUUUCUAUAGCGACACUGUCAACAUCUAAAUUAAUCUGCAGCGGUCAGGUGGUACACCAGUCACGUGAUACAAGUAGGAGCUCUCAGAAAAUUCCCAUUUUACAAGCUGUAAUUACGAGUUCUACAAGGACGUUAUUUGCUUUUUUACAAGUUGAAAUCUCGAAAUUAUGGUAAAUUCAGCAUGCCGUGAAUGCACCUUCACUUAUCCUUCUUCUUUUGUUUAUUGGCAAUUUACAUUCUUAGUGCAUAUCUCCAUCUACUGAGCAGUUGUGCAAUCAUUUUUUAUGAUCAUGUUCUAAAGCCCAAAGUAUACUUCUUUUUUUUACGUGUGCGCGCACAGUCGAACACACAGCUUUGCAAAGUAUACUUCAUUUGACUCGUAUGCAUACACAGGCGUUUUGAGUAAUCUCUCGCCAUGAUUUACAACCCAUGUGAAUAUCUUUCAUGCUAGAGUUGUAAAAAUAAGGGUACUUUCUAACCUCUUCGCACAAUCUGUCCCCUAUGUAGGCCUCCAUUGUCACUGUAGCUUGCAUGCGUUCCGUUCUGUUCUGUUUAUGCAGUUUUUCUUCGACUACCUUGUGAAUCGACGCCCCCAGGGCACGGUUGACACCUUGUGGAUAAACUAAUUACUGCAAAAAAAUUAAAUGCGCAUGUGUGACCUGCGCGUACUACAAGUACGGAUACAAAACUCCAGCGGUCCGCGUACAGUACGCGCAUAGUCUUCUGAUGACGAAAUUCACGUCACAUGCACUGUAUGCUGACCCUCGCGUAUUCAUAAAAAAUGAAGUAUACUUUGGGCUUAAUCUAUAAUUAGUUUUUUGUUACUGUAAACAAGAAUUAUAUUGUUAUUUAAAGCUAAAUUUCUGAAUUAAAAAAGAAAGACUGAUUGAACAAAAAAACUGCUUGCAAAGAUAAUAUGGCUAUAUGAGUUUGUUUAGUCACAUAUGUAUUUAUCUUUUAUAUUUUUAUUAAUAUUAUUAUAGAAAACCUUUUAAAUGCAGCUCCACGAUGUGUGAGAUGAGAAUAAAACAGAGUAAAAUUAGAGUUAUAAAAUAAAAUAGAAUAAACAAUGCUUUAUGUUAUAAUAGUGCUUUAUAAUUUUUCAUAUCUAUAUAAUACAAUAUAAUGUGAAAUCUGUCAUGCUCACUGAAGCCGCAUCAAUAAGGCACAAAUGCGUUCAAUACCUCUGAAGUAAACUAACGCUGGAAUAUAACCUGCACCAGCUACUUACAUACCCUCUAAGUUACCUCAGUUUUUGGAAUCGAAAGUUUAUAUGUUAACUUAUCUGCAAACUUACCCGGGUAUGUGGCAUAACCUGCUUUCUGGAAUACACCCCCCAUAACAUUACUCAGACUCUCCUCCAAACUGCCAUUGGUCAGAUAAACGGAUAGCCCCGCCUCAAACUCUCUCCAUUGGUUGAGGCAGUGUUGCUGUGUGAGUAAUGUUUUGAAAGCUCCACAGUGUUUACAUUUGUGUGGAAUGAACCUGUUUGCUCACCUGUCGGUGUAUAUUAAGGUGAGAUAGCUAAAAGUAUUUCAACAUGGGAAAAAUGACACACAUCACCUUUUACUUCCCUUUAAGGACUGUGAUAGAUGUUUAGGACUCAAGGGCCAUUAGGGUCAGCAGAACUCCCUGUGUAAUGGAAAGUAAUCUUGACUAUUUUCCACAGCACAUGCUGCUCUAACUCCAAUACUGCCUGCUGCUCUGCAUCUCAUUCCAACAUCCUGUCUGUUAUUGCCUUAGCGGAUUCCCUCUGUACACAUGCUCUUGUGCACACAUUUACACAAUGACCUUGUACAGUUAUGUCUAGUCAAACUAUAUAUAUAUAUAUAUAUGUUAAAUAUAUAAUUCACCAAAAAAUGAAAAUCCUGACAUCAUUUAUUCAACCUCAUGUCGUUUCAAACCUGUUUGACUUUCUUUCCUUUGUGGAACAUUAAAGUAGUUUAAAAUAUUUUAAUGUAUAACAACAUUAAAAUAUUUUGAGCAAUGGAAAUCAGUGUUUUGUUUUUCUUUUUGUUUUGUUCUUACAUACAAUGGAAGUCAAUGGUCACCAAAAGUGUUUGGGUGAGUGAAUGAUGGCAGAAUUGUCAUUUUUUAGGAAACUAUCCCAUUAAAAUGAUCCCAUUAUCCCAUUAAUUUCUGUCUAGUCACAUUAAAUACACAUUAACAUUGAAUGAGCUGUGGUGUUACAAAGUGAUGUUGUGCUACAUUACCAUGUAAAGGGGAUUUUCAUGCUUUAUUGAAUAUAACUGUUACAUUUCUAUUAUUAGGCGAGUCUAUAUAGCUGAACAAAUUUGUUAUGGUCUCUCUCAAAAGACUUGUGAAAGUCACAUGCUGAAAAUACCCUGCUGAGAUUUCCGUGUGCUUUGAUAUGUACUACGAGUACUAAUCAAUUAUGAAUGAUUUUUUAGUGUUUCCAGGUCAGUUCAUGCUGAACUACUAGUGUGAAUAGACACCAAAGAAUCUAUAAAUGGAAAUUUACAGCAUACUUUUAAUUGUAUUUUUUGAGAAUCCUUCAUUUGUGUCUCAGAAAGCCCUAAUUUCUUUGUAAGAGGCUGAAGAAUGGGCAGGAAUUAGGUUGAUUGCAUGUAAUGGGUGGUCUAUUUUUGUAUACAGAAACAUAAGCGAAAUUGCCUGAGCCCUGUGACGGGACCCACUAAUUACUCUUACAUUGCUUUUUGGUCCUUGGAGAUGGGGACAACCCAUAAAGAUUUUGUACCGGGCGCUGUUACUUUAAACUGAUAAAACCUGGAAGUAUGUGGGAAAAAUCAAAAGUGAUUUCUUGUAAAACAGGUCUAAAUGCUCCUGGAAAUCACUUAUCCAAGUCAGACACUGACUCUGACUUACACACUGACAGGAAGAGCACAGGAAGAAUGAGGAUUUUUUUUCAUUGUUCCUUUCUUGCUCCGCAAGACCAGAGGCAGGAAAUAUAAAGGCGGGAAUCUGAGGGACAAUCCUGGGUUUGUUAAGUGACUGCUGAACAACGAGGUCCACACUUUACAGCAGCAUGCAGGAACUGUUAAAGGGAUAGUUACCCAAAAAAUGAAAAUUCUGUCAUCAUUUACUCACGCUUUACUCAGUGGAGUGCAAGAGAACAUAUUUUGGAGAAUAUAUCAGUGUUUUUAACCAUACAAUCAAAAUCAGUGCGAUCCAAUGUUGUUUUGGACCCUUUUUAUAUUCAUUAUAUGGACAAAAACAGUUGAAACAUUCUUCAAAAUAUUGGACAAAAGUCAAACAGGUUUGGAACGACAUGUUGGG